Messenger RNA from Bombyx mandarina (wild silkworm), 2531 nucleotides. RefSeq names its product fatty acyl-CoA reductase wat. Gene Ontology annotation, cellular component: peroxisome. Gene Ontology annotation, molecular function: alcohol-forming very long-chain fatty acyl-CoA reductase (NADP+) activity. Gene Ontology annotation, biological process: long-chain fatty-acyl-CoA metabolic process. The record is from RefSeq and is a predicted model, not a curated record. Lineage: Eukaryota; Metazoa; Arthropoda; Insecta; Lepidoptera; Bombycidae.
CCAGCAACGCACCAGUAUACGCAGGUCUGAAGCGGGCUCAAGACGUGUGACGAAUUACGCAGUUAAAAUUAAUUAAAUAAGAACUUUAUAUUUGUUCAAGUGCAAACACGCGCGGUUUUAGGGAUGAACUUCGAGCUAGAAGAAUCGCUGCUCACCCAGAGCGGACCCGUCUCGGAGAGGAUGGAGAAAUGGACGGAAGCCCAGAGGAAAGGUCAGAAAAUCGACAUAGACGUCUACGGGAAACCUUCCGAGAAGCAACUCAGGGAACUGGAACACGUGAGGAGCUUGAGCAAAGAGCUGCAGGAUAAUUUGCAUGAAUUAGAAACCGCUGUCCGCAUCGCAGAUGUGGAGAACCAGGCGAUGAACCCGACAGCACCCAUGCUGGACUACUCCGAAGACCACGAAUUCGUGUCCGCGAACCGGCUGAACAAUUGCUACGGCGACGAAGACUUGGUUGACGCCAAAGAAGAAGAAAAACGUAGACUGACCAAGGGUAAAAAGACAACGACAGAAAUACAGCAGUUUUACGCUGAUCAGAGUGUGUUUGUGACCGGUGGCACUGGGUUUCUGGGUAAAGUUUUGAUUGAAAAGUUGCUGCGCUCGUGUUCAGAUGUCGACACCGUCUACGUGCUCGUUCGAAACAAGAGGGGCAAGGACCCAAGGGACAGGGUGCACGACAUCCUUGAUGAUUUCCUGUUCCAGAGAGCGCACAAUGAGAAGCCUAAGAGCGUACACAAGGUUGUCCCCAUUUACGGUGACAUGACGCUUCCUGGGCUGGGCAUAAGCGACGAGGACAGGAAGACCCUGGUCAGCAAGGUGACAAUUAUAAUUAAUGCAGCUGCCACCGUCAAAUUUGACGAGAAGCUGAGCAUCGCGACCGCGAUCAACGUUAAAGGAACCAAGGAAGUCCUGAAACUCGCCAAGGAGUGCAGGAACUUGAAGGCGGUUACCCAUGUCUCGACCGCCUUCUCGAAUACGCAAGUCAAACACAUCGAAGAGAAGUUCUACGACUCUCCGAUGUCGGUGGAGACUUUGGAGGCUGUUUCGGAGCUAGACGAUGAACUGAUCAAUAGCAUACUGCCUACUCUCCUCGGCAAAAGACCAAACACAUAUUGCUUCACGAAGGCAGUCGCUGAAGAGGCGGUGAGGAGAUACGGAGAAGGACUGCCUAUUUGUAUUUUAAGACCAUCCAUAGUUGUGUCUACGUAUGAGGAGCCGGUGCGCGGCUGGACGGACAGCGUGUACGGUCCCACGGGGCUCGUCGUGGGCAUCGGCACAGGGGUUCUACGCACUAUGUACAUGGACUUAGAGAAGGUAGCCGACAUGGUCCCCGUGGACUACACCGUGAACGCCAUACUGGUUUCGGCGUGGCACACCGCUAAGAACUUCAAAGAGAAUCAAACAUCGCACAUACCGAUCUAUAAUUAUGUGUCCGGAGCCCAGAAUCCUAUCAAAUGGGGCGAAUUCAUAGAUUUGAAUCGAAAAUACGGUAUCGACAAACCCACUACGAAGGCUGUGUGGUACUACGGAUUGAAUCCGACCAACAAUUACUACAUGUUCCUGUUUUACAAUUUCUUCUUGCACUAUCUACCGGCGCUUUUUGUCGACAUAUACUUCAUCCUGGCGGGCAAGAAGGCUACGAUGGUGAAGAUCUACAAGAAGGUGAUGAAGCUGACCAACAUCCUGUUCUACUUCUCGACCCAGGACUGGCAGUUCAGCGACAACGGAGUCCGGGACAUGUGGGGCUCGCUGCCGGACGACGACAAAGUCAUAUUCCCGUUUAACAUAGCCGAUAUGUCCUGGGACUAUAUGUGCGAGACCUUCCUAGUCGGACUUCGUGUGUAUCUACUUAAGGACGACCUGUCCUCUCUGCCCGAAGCCAGAAAAAAAUGGACAAGAUUAUUCAUCCUGCAUCAAAUUGUGAAGCUCGUCACUCUUAGUUUUGUUUUGUAUUUAGCCUAUGUAAUACUAAAACCGAUCGUAUCUUUGUUUGUGGCUUGAGUAACUGUAUCUUAGUCUGAAUAAUUAAAAUUAAGAUAUUUAUGUUUGUACAGACACGAUGGUUGCGGAUAAAAUUGUUACAGUGACAUCUAGCGAUGAAAUUCAAAACCAUGAAGUAUUUUUUGUUAUUUUAAUGACAUCUAGUGGUUGGACACGCGAAGAAUAAAUAUUCUAUGUUAAAAAAACUUAAAACUGAGCAAUGGCAGCGAACAUAAAAUAUUUACAAAAAUAUAUGUUAUCAAGACAAAUUCGGUUAUUUAUAGAAAUAUUACCAAUUUAAAGCAGAUUAUUAUGAGAUUUAUUUAAUUUGUGAGAGAUUUUAAACGAGAUUUUAAUUACAGUAUUUAAUAUUAUAAAAUUAAAUAAGUAUGUACUUACUUAAUUGUUGGACGUGUCGGUGUUUAAUUAAGCAACAAAGAAAAGAGGUUAGACAGUGUUUAAAAUAUGUACAAAUACACAAAUAAAACAGGUUUUAGAAUAAAAUAAUAAUGAAAUAUUACAGCUUUGGCGCGCUCUUAGUUUUUUUUAAA